GAACCCGUAUGUACUAGCAGCUCCAUCCGGUAUAGUGAAAACAUGUCGGUACGGAGAGUGCCCACCGGAGGAACCGCGUUUAGGAAAUGCCCUAAAACAUAAGCCGCUGUGAAAUACCGGGACCGUGACGUUUCUAUGCGCUUAGAGUAACCGUCGGGCUGCCCUAAUAGUUUCCGUAAGUGGGCCGGUCAGGCCGAAUGGACGGAUAAGCCAGCGGGACUUGUUCCGAAGCAGUAGUAGGCGGCAGGGUGGACCGUGCGGGGUUUGGGCUUUAAUAGACGGGGCGCUCGUAGUUGGGGGAUGUUAUCCGUACUGUCGUAUGGCAGACUGGUAGCGAGGGCUGUCCUGGGCGGACUCUCUCAAACCGAUGGUCGGGACUACAGCCUGAUCACUGCCAGCUAUGGCUUUGGCAAAGACUUUCGCAAGGGGAUCUUGAAGAAAGGGAUGUGCUACGGGGAUGAUGCUUGUUUUAUUGCACGACACAGGACCGCCGAUGUUUUAGGUGUUGCCGAUGGUGUAGGUGGAUGGCGCGACUAUGGUGUUGACCCAUCUCAGUUUUCUGCCACCCUGAUGAGGACAUGUGAGCGGCUUGUGAAGGAGGGUCGCUUCACUCCCAGUAACCCAGUGGGUGUCUUGACCUCUGGGUACUAUGAGCUCCUGCAGAACAAAGUUCCCCUGUUGGGGAGCAGCACAGCCUGUAUCGUCGUUCUGGACCGGCGGAGUCACCGGCUCCACACGUGCAACCUUGGUGACUCAGGCUUCCUGGUGGUACGGGGAGGGGAGGUGGUGCAUCGCUCAGAUGAGCAGCAACACUAUUUCAACACCCCAUUCCAGUUGUCCAUUGCUCCACCGGGGGCUGAAGGGGUGGUGCUCAGCGACAGCCCUGAAGCAGCUGACAGCUCCUCCUUUGACGUCCAGCUGGGUGAUAUCAUCCUGACUGCAACCGACGGCCUCUUUGACAACAUGCCAGACUAUAUGAUCCUGCAGGAGCUCAAAAAACUCAAGACCACCAACUAUGACAGCAUCCUGCAGACUGCACAGAGCAUUGCAAAGCAAGCUCAUGACCUAGCCUAUGACCCCAACUACAUGUCCCCUUUUGCACAGUUUGCCUGUGACAAUGGCCUGAAUGUAAGAGGAGGGAAGCCAGACGAUAUCACGGUGCUGCUGUCCAUUGUGGCUGAAUAUACAGACUAAAUGUGUGUGCGAGUGUGUGUGUGCUUCUUUGGGCUGAUCCCUCCUUCCCUCCGCCUGAGUCUUCCACCUGCAGCCCUCCCAAAAUGCACUGCUUCCUGCGGGCUGACAGGGGAGGCCCACCAACAAAACACACACUCCUCGCUGCAGGACGGUAGUCCAUCCAUGUUCCUCCGUGGUUGUUUUUUUUUUUGUUUGUUUUUUUUUUGUUUAUUCUUUUAAUUUGGUGCUCCAGCGGUUGAGAGGAAGCAGGCAGCUAGGACAUUGUCAUGUUGAUCAUGAUGCAGGAGGAGCCGAGUAGAGCGGGCCACGGGGCGCCUUUCAGCGUCCGUGUCUCAUUGCAUGGUGUCAACACUUCCUAGGUGACGGGACUGAGGGACAGUCCUGAGGGAGGGACAGUUUGCUUUUACCGGCCAGGAUGAGGAUGAGGCCGAGGGCUUGGAAAUUCUUUAGCCGUCAUGGUUAAACAGUGAUACUGUAAGAGGAGUAAGCCAUGGUUUUGGUUCCUUAGAGAGCAGUGAUAGUGUUACCUAAUGAACCCCUUUGUUCUAGUUGUUAAACUAUCUGUUCCAUGUUGUAAAUGUGCGUGUGAGCAGAGGUUGAGGAAGUAAGACGGACUGAAGAAGCCGAAGUUAUGAAUAGACAAGAGUGAAAGGUGAGGCUGUUGUUUCUGUGUCUUGGUCUGGGAAUGUGUUUGAUGGAAGAGCUAACUAGCAUCUGCCAGCCUGCUCAAAGAAAUCUCUCAUUGCAAAGAGAAACCUUAACAUUUGUCAUCGCCUACUAGUGAAGGGUUAAUCAGGUUUUGUCACUUGGCUGUGGGAUCUGUCAGUGCACACAUCCUCACGAGUUGUAAAUAUUUUUGUGUUUUUCGAGGUAUGUACUGGCCUUUAAUUGUCUUUGCUUCGGUCGUUGAAGCAAAGAGCUCUUACAUCACUGUUGUGAAGAUAUUUUCUUGUACAGGAUGGAAUCUUGAAGUAAGCUUUAUCAAUCCCACACUUCCAUUUGCUGAGAUGAACAAGAUGUUUGCUGAUGGCUACAGCGGCAGUGUGGUAGGGUUGUGCACUGCAGGUCCUCGAGGGUGUAAAAAAUGUAUAGAGGUGUGUGUGUGGGUGUGUGUGUGUUGUAUACAUGUGAGAAAAUGUAAGCUCUUAUUUGAAUGUGUGUUGUAUUAAAUGUUGAUAUUCGUCUUCUCACAAAGCUAAAGCUAGCAUCUGGGAAUGCUUACAACUGCAAUGAUAGGUCAGGCAUGAAUUUAAAGAAAAAAAGAUGUAUUUUUUUAACUUUGUUAUUUAGGUUUAAGAGUAAGAGUUUGAGGUGUCACAUGACAUUUAGAAUUGGGUGUGGUGGACAACAAGAAGAUUGAGCUGUUAACAAGAAUCAGAUGUGCGAUGAGUGUGUGAAAUUUUUAUUUUUUUCGAGUCCUUAUUCCCCUUUACAUUUGUUUGCUGCUUCUCUUUUGUAAUUGAGAUGUCUGUAUAUGACUUGACAUGUUUCUAUGAACAUGGCCAUCGUGAUUGUAACGAGUAUAUUUAAAUUUGUGUGCUGGAUGUCAUGAAUUUACAUUAAUCAGAGACAUUGAUUAUACUGUUCUGGUCUCGGUAGUCUGUCCCUUUCUUGAAAAUCUCGCCCAAGCGGUUUGGACAUUUUUACAGUUUCAAAGCAGGUGCACCAAAGACACGCUUUCUUUGCGUAUGUCAUUACGCCUUGUCAGUAAGAAAAACACACAGCAAUACUGUAAAAAUUCUUUGUGCUUGUAUAUACGAUCAAUGGGAAGCUGAAUCUUGUGCGAUGGCCAGAAGUGUUUUUUGGUGCAAAUAUUCAAGAGGGACACUAAAGUGGUUGUGAUCAGAACAGUGGUGGAAUCACAUUCUUACUUUUAGUUAUAUGUGACUGGUUCUGUGUAUGAAACAAUAAAAACAGGUUUAUAAAACCAAAGAAGGAAAGCCAUAUAAAUACAUGAUUUAGUGCACUGGUCUGUAAGCCGUGCUCUAAAGUUAACAUUGUGUUGGUGGUGACCAAUGUGUCACUGUGUCAUCUCAUCAAAAAUCAGUAAAAACAGUCUGAGAUCCAAUUCCAGAAAUCAUACAGUGAUUGUGGAAAUCCCCCGUCUAGCAUCUGUCUGGCUUUAGUAAAGCAAGAUUCAGCAAACAGUUCUGUGGUGUGAAGAAGCAACGCAGCAAGCAGAAAAGUGGGAGUUCGACAAUGAAUCUCUUUUUUUUUUUUCUCACAGUAAUUCAGAUUUUACUGGUCUUCAUUCAUCAAGCUCAUGAGAGAGACAAUGAGUAGUGUGUGUCCUACUGUUCUCUUUUUGCAUGAUGUCUGUCCUAGCUGUUGCACCAGUGGCACGUGUAAAGGUGGCGUCACUUAAAAUAUGCCUCUCCCUUAACUUCCUGUCCGAUGAUUUAUCCUGUACUUCAUUUCUGAGACGUUAAUUUCACGGACCUCUAGUUCUGUUUUUUGGGUCUUUUAGAAGAAGAAAAAAAAGUUGUUUGUAUACAGGUUCAAGACUUCUUCAUGUGCUUAAAAUGCAGGCUUGUGUUUGACAGAAAGAUGUAACCAUGUGCAGAGGCAGGAGUGAUGAGAUGCGGUGUGUGUGUGCGUGUGCUGUUGACUCAUAAAGGUGAGCACACUUUCAGCCUUAACAAACUGCUAGACCUGUAAUCAAGAGGCCUUUCUUGGCAUUGCAAGCUUGUCUUGUCUCGGUCAUUUUGUAUAGUGUUUAAUGUCAAUGAAAUCUGCUCCUAACUUUCUCUCCUGUCCUGUAAAGCAGUUUUUUCAAAGGUGCUUCUGCAGUCAGUAUACAAAGUAUGAUUGUUCUCUUUCCAGCAAGCUAUGUUUGUGUGUAUGAAAGAUACACCUGUGUCUACAGUGUAACAAUGCAGGUCUAAUUUCUGUAAAUAUAUUUUAAAAUAUGUACAAUAUUUAAAUAAAGAAUUUAGUAUUUAUACUAAA
Molecule: messenger RNA, 4143 nt
Organism: Myripristis murdjan (pinecone soldierfish)
Lineage: Eukaryota; Metazoa; Chordata; Actinopteri; Holocentriformes; Holocentridae
Product: protein phosphatase PTC7 homolog
Exons: 6
Coding region: 301-1194 (297 amino acids)
Biological process (GO): protein dephosphorylation
Cellular component (GO): mitochondrion
Molecular function (GO): protein serine/threonine phosphatase activity
Source: RefSeq, a predicted model, not a curated record